GACGCUGAGAGCCGAGCGCUGAUGCUUAGAGCAGAGGAAUAUCCAGCGAGACGGGCGGCUGCCGCACACCUGCUUUUCCGUUAUAUCACUUCACCAAACCGGGAGAUUCUUUAAGACCUAUUAUCAUUCGUGGUUAACCAACAUCCAUGCGAUUCUUCAGGCUUACCUUCAAGUGCUUUGUCGACUGCUUUUGAGACCCUUUUAUUCCUCGUCUGCCGGCGACGCACGUCAAUUAUUAUAAUUCGGAGCUCAGUCUUGUCAGCAAUCUAUCGAGGAUCAAUUUUUACGCGAACAAUCGGACGGCCAUCCCGCGGAAAGGCACUGAGCCACGCGAAUUGAAAAAAUAAUAAAACGCGAGGAACCGUUAUUCGUGAAUUGUCGGGCGCGCGGCGCUCCUGCUGGCCGGCGCGCGGCAUGUCGCCAGAAGAGCAUUUCUCCAAUGAUGGCGGACCGUGUGAGGAUGAAUCUCAGGAGGAAGCAGAAGUCGCCCGUCCCUUGGUGUCAGAGACUGAGGGCUCCGGUGCAGAGGUUGCUGAGCCCAGUGUCUGCACGGGUUUGAUGGAGGCAGGCCACCCCGCCGCAGAACUGGAGCAUUCAGAACGACAAACCUGGAGCAGACAGAUGGACUUCAUCAUGUCCUGUGUUGGAUUUGCUGUUGGCCUUGGAAAUGUCUGGAGAUUUCCUUACCUCUGUUAUAAGAACGGAGGAGGUGUGUUUCUGAUCCCUUAUAUCCUGAUGGUGUUUGUUGGAGGUGUCCCAGUGUUCUUCCUGGAGAUCGCUCUGGGUCAGUUCAUGAAGCAGGGUGGGGUGGCCACCUGGAACAUCGCACCUCUUUUUAAAGGGCUUGGAUUGGCAUCGAUGGUGAUCGUGUUCUUCUGCAACACCUACUACAUCAUGGUUCUGGUGUGGGGCCUGUAUUUUCUGGCUCACUCCUUCACCUCCCCUCUGCCGUGGGCCACCUGCGGACACGAGUGGAACACGGUCAACUGUACCACUAACUUCAGCCGUGUGUGUUUCAAUCAGUCAUCGUCCCCUUCCCCUCCCAAGAUCUCCUCCCUCAACACAAGUGCCAGCUGCCUGGAGCCCACGGGUUUGCGAUCAUCUGUUAUGGAGUUCUGGGAGCGUAAAGUCCUACGUCUCUCUGGAGGUUUGGACGAAGUGGGUGACAUUAGCGGGUACAUGGUCUUGUGUCUGCUUGCUACGUGGGUCAUCGUUUACUUCUGCAUCUGGAAGGGUGUUAAGUCCGCUGGAAAGGUUGUGUAUUUCACGGCUGUGUUCCCGUAUCUAGUCCUGGUGGUCUUGUUUGUUCAUGGCGUCUCACUGCCAGGAGCUCUCAAUGGCAUUAUUUACUACCUGAAACCAGACUGGAGCAAACUCUCCGAGGCACAGGUAUGGAUUGAUGCUGCCACACAGAUCUUCUUUUCUUAUGCCAUCGGUCUGGGGGCCCUGACAGCUCUUGGGAGCUACAACCGAUUCAACAACAACUGUUACCAGGAUGCAUUCAUUCUGGCUCUCAUAAACAGCGGCACAAGCUUCUUCGCAGGCUUUGUGGUUUUCUCAGUUUUGGGAUUCAUGGCAGCUGAGCAAGGCGUUGACAUCAGCAAUGUGGCAGAAAGCGGUCCUGGUUUAGCGUUUAUUGCCUAUCCAAAAGCCGUCUCGCUCAUGCCUUUAGCGCCGCUGUGGGCGGUGCUCUUCUUUCUUAUGCUUCUGGUCUUGGGACUGGACAGUCAGUUUGUCGGUGUUGAAGGCUUCAUUACUGGAAUAAUAGACAUGCUGCCCCCAAAGUCAUUCCUAGGCUCUCAGCGUCGGGAAGUCGUUGUGGCUAUAUGCUGCUUUACCUGUUUUACUAUCGACCUUUCCAUGGUAACGCAGGGAGGGAUGUACGUAUUUCAGCUGUUUGAUUAUUACUCGGCGAGUGGGAUCACUCUGCUCUGGCAAGCCUUCUGGGAGUGUGUGGUGGUGGCCUGGGUGUAUGGGGCUGACCGCUUUAUGGACAACGUGGCCUGUAUGAUCGGCUAUCGUCCUCUGCCGUAUAUGAAGUGGUGCUGGUCUUACGUGACUCCAGUAGUGUGUAUGGGCGUUUUCUUCUUUCAUGUGGUCAACUACAAGCGAUUAGUGUAUAAUGCGGUGUACGUGUACCCGUGGUGGGGUGAGGUGCUGGGCUGGUUUCUCGCUCUCUCAUCCAUGCUUUGCAUUCCUCUCACCGUCCUCUACAAACUGCUGCACUGCAAAGGCUCUCUCAUGGAGCGCUGGCAUCAUCUGACCACACCUGUCUGGGGUCGACAUCACCUCGAGUUCCUUCCACCGGAGAAUGAAGCCAGACUUCUUCCAAAGGCAGAAGAGAAUAAAAACACACUGUUAUAUGAAAGUGUCAUUUAAUGUCCUGUCCAGUACUAGCAAAUGAUCAGCUACAGACAACACUGCCCUGCACGCACACACACACACACACACACACACACACACACACACACACACACACACACACACACACACACUCUCAUGAACUCAUGAAAUCCAAUCAUUAGAGUCAAGUCCAUACUACAAAGCAGUGAACCUAUAUGCCAUUAAUAUAUAGAGUGUCAUCCCACAUCAGACACACUAGAGUCCGUGCAUAUCAACCGUCAUACGGUAAUAUACUGAUCUUCUCUCAGUGUAAUCAUAUUUCAGCAGAAGGCCUCAGAAGUGUUUGACCAUUAUCUGGCAGUGUGCUGAUGUUGUUCAGUAUUAUGUGUUUGUGUCUGUUACGCUGCACUGAGAUCUUACAGCAGUGCUGUGGAGCAGAGAGUGGGGUCAUUAAUAAAAACUCAUUUCAGAGCAAAAAA
Messenger RNA from Puntigrus tetrazona (Sumatra barb), 2822 nucleotides. RefSeq names its product sodium- and chloride-dependent creatine transporter 1. NCBI's taxonomy places the organism in Eukaryota, Metazoa, Chordata, Actinopteri, Cypriniformes, Cyprinidae. Gene Ontology annotation, biological process: sodium ion transmembrane transport. The record is from RefSeq and is a predicted model, not a curated record. The coding region runs from base 415 to 2379 and encodes 654 amino acids. Gene Ontology annotation, cellular component: membrane. The transcript has 14 exons.